Messenger RNA from Ruditapes philippinarum (Manila clam), 2849 nucleotides. RefSeq lists its product as uncharacterized. The transcript has 2 exons. The record is from RefSeq and is a predicted model, not a curated record. The coding region runs from base 524 to 1948 and encodes 474 amino acids. Lineage: Eukaryota; Metazoa; Mollusca; Bivalvia; Venerida; Veneridae.
AAUUAUUUUUAAAGUCAUGUAAAAUUGAUGUUAGAUAACUGUUCCGUGUCUACAUGAUAUUGCGAAAAUUAAUUUUAAUGUCUACAGUAUUACGUAGUUUAAUGAAAAAAUAUCAAUACUUAUCUUCCAUUGUUUACCUAAUCAUUCAACUUUUGUUGUGUGUACAUAUUUCAGCUUACAAGCUAGAUGUACCAACGAGGGUGUGAAACAUAUUUUGCAUGAACAUUAUUGUUUAAAUUCAGAAAUAACCUGUUAUAAAACAAAUGAUGAAAUCAAUUUUGCUGGAUUUAAGUUUAUUGCCAUUCACAUAGGUUGUCUUGGAGUUAAAAACGUAAAUGGUGUUCACAUGUUCUGAUUAGGACUAGAAUAUUUAAGAGAAUAUCUUCGUAGACAAAUUUAUUAUGAUGAUUUUGUAUAAACUAAUCCCUAUUUUGCCAGCAAGUUUAAGCAAACUUAACAGACAUUUAAUGAAAAAGAUAUCAAAUAGAAAAAGAAGAUAGAAUCGAUUAAAUUUUGAAACAAGAUGAGGAUCAAAUACCGUCAAACAGUGAUAGUAAUUCUAGGAGUACAGACUAUGUUGAUAUGCUAUCAUAUGUUAUUAAGCUCUGAAGAUUCGCUUGUCAAACGCAUGAAUUUAAAUUCAAAGAGUCUGGAUAUAUUUCUCCCACAGUCACAGUCUUCCAAAAUGACGAAAAAUGUUAAUCAAACAAACACAUUACAAUUAAUGAAAGAAAUGCACGUGACAAAUGGUGAUUGCAUUAAUAUCAUGUACCCGGCCGAGUUACUGAAAGAAGAAUCAUGGAGAAGAGUAGACGAAAAGAAGAAUGCGUUUGUGUUUUCUGCAUAUAUUGUUGAACAAAGUGGUAAAAUUAAAGUGGUCGGUGCAAGCACUCGUAGUAUAGCGAAAAUAUUUUGCCAAUACUGGCAUUUAAUGCCGGCGAAUGAUACAAUUAUAAUGCAUGAAAAACCUGCAAAUAUACACGUCCUUCCUGAGAGCCAUGGGAAAAAAUACUCAGGUUCUGUAUUUAUUUGCCCUGGUGUACCUUCCAAUACUCAUUAUAUUUCAUUGGUAACAAGUCAAUGUAAGGUGCCUCUUCAUCUACUUAAGGUGAAGAAUGGAAGAGCACCACAAAAAUAUCAACGGAAGUUCACGGUCUGUUUGAAACCGUUGCAUUUCCGGUAUGGUAGAGCUUACGAACUCGUUGAGUGGAUAGAAUUUAACAAGAUGCUUGGAGCAGAAAAGAUCGUUGUAUACAAUUACUCUAUCGCAAUGAACACUGAUCAAGUGCUCAACAAUUAUGUUGAAGAAGACAUCGUAGAAGUUGUACAAUGGGAUUUACCGAUUAAGAGUUACACAUGGCCGAAAACGUCAGAUCCUGUGGACAUUCAUUCUAUCGGAAUGAUACCAAUGCUUCAGGACUGUCUGUAUCGAAACAGAGCGCAUUCAGAGUUCGUAAUCAAUGUUGAUGUAGAUGAGUUUAUAAUACCACACUCUGAUAAUGCUUCUACAUGGUCUGAACUCUUUACACAGCUCCCGUCGGAAUAUGAUACUUAUAUUUUCCGCAAUACAUUUUUCAGAAAAGAAUGGAACAGUUAUAUAAAUCAGUUUCGAAAUAAAAUCAUUGCUCAAAAGUUUAAUAUCAUAUCGUUACAAUAUUUUGAACAUGAAGAUGUCAUAUUUCCUGCUAGGUCAAGGUCAAAGUAUUUUACAAGGACAAUCAAAGAAGACAACAGUUUGAUGAUUCACGAGGUAUCGGGAAGUCGUUCGUACAUAGUACCUGUAGAAUUAGGUCUACUUCACCAUUACAGAAACUGGCAAAAUUAUAAAGAUACAUCGAGAAGAAUAGUUGACAAGACCGUGUUAAUUAAAUAUGGAGAAAAACUAAUCCACAGAGUCCAGAAGCGCUGGGAAAAGCUAGGAAAUGUAAAACUGGAUAUGCCAGUUUAAAAACAAUUUUGGUGAAGCAGUCCGAAUAUGACAGUGUUGAAAGUUUUUUCCAGUUAUUGAUUAAGAAUUGUUAAUGAGCAUUAUACAAUUAUAUACAUGUCAUUUGAAUAAAAUCGAAUUUCGGUCAAGUCGUAUUCCAGUUAUAAACUUAUCUUAACAUUCAUGGUUUUAUAUCAUGUUGAUGUUACAUCUCUGCAACGUUUCAGAAUUUGUUGUAUUCAAAUGCUUACUUUGAUAAUAUUCAAUGCCAUGUGUUCCUUCACUUCAAGUCAAGUGUUCACGCAAAGUCAAAUGGUCGAAGGCAGAUGUUCGUUCGAAAACAAAUGUUCACUCGAAGUAAAAAGUUCACUUGAAGACAAAUGUUCACUCGAAAUCAAUUGUUCACUCCAAGUCAAGACUUCACUUGAUGUGAAAUGUUAAAGUCAAAUAUUUGCUCAUAGACAAAUGUUCACUCGGAGUCAAAUGUUCACUCAAAGUUAAAUGUUAACUCGAAAUCAAAUGUUAAGACGAAGUGUUAUGUUAACUCAAAGGCAAAUUUUCACUUCAAGUCAGUUAAGUCAAUUGUUAAGCCAAAGCCAAAUGUUCACCUGUACUGUAUUGAAACUAGGAUGAUUUAAUCUGGACGUCUCGGUAUUUGAUUAAUUAAUUCAGCAAAGAACGAAAUAUGCGAAUCUUGUGCAUAAUAUCUUGUAAUUGGAUAUUCAGAAUGUUUCAGUGAAAAGUGUAUGAAACCUUGUUUCUCUUCCGUUCCGGAAACAUACAUGAAAUCAAAAACAUAAACUUGGCUGUUGAAUUAUUCAAAUCCUAUCUUACUCACCCAACCAGAAAAUUCAACAGGUACAUUAAAUCUUGAAAGCAAUCGCUGAUUGGUUUCUUGGUUGACUAGAAUAUUGUAAAUACG